Molecule: messenger RNA, 1712 nt
Organism: Daucus carota subsp. sativus
Lineage: Eukaryota; Viridiplantae; Streptophyta; Magnoliopsida; Apiales; Apiaceae
Product: polyadenylate-binding protein-interacting protein 12
Exons: 11
Coding region: 212-1372 (386 amino acids)
Molecular function (GO): RNA binding
Source: RefSeq, a predicted model, not a curated record
GUAUUAUGUUACAACAUUGUCUUGUCUUGUAUGUGAGCAAGUAAAAAUUGAAUAAAAAGGAGAAUAAAAAGAAAAGGGAAGCUCUACUCUCUUUUUCCGUGUUGUAAUUUUCCACUAGCCCAUCUUUAUCUUCUCUAAUGGCGUAAUGCUUAUGAUGAUUUAGACUGUUUUCACCAGGCUCAGGGAGUGAAAUUUGACAAGGGGAUCGAGUAUGGCGGUGGUUGAGAAUGCCGACUCAACGAAUCGGGGUGACUCAGUGGUUCAGAACUCGGGGGAUCACUCCAAUGGGGACCCCACUUUCUGGUCAAAUGAUCAGACAGGGUUUGUUAAGAAUCAGCAGCAACAGACCAACAAGGUGGCGGCUCAUCGUACUAACGGCGAGGGUGCUCAACACAUGAGCUUAGUUGAGCUGCAGAAGGGUCACAGUGUGAAUGGGAAUGGUGGGGCCCACCAGAUGAUGAGGAAUAAUAAUGGGGUGGGGGUGGAUGUGAGGAGAAAUGGUGGUGAUGAUGAUGGGGAGAGUUAUAAGCAGGAGAUGAGGGAUUUGGAGGAAAUGUUGUCGAAAUUGAAUCCUAUGGCUGAGGAGUUUGUGCCGCCUUCGCUUGUUGUUAAUUAUAAGCCAGUGGUGCAGCCGAUUGUUCCCGGGGGUGCUCAUUUUGGAUAUGUCGUUGCUGAUAAUAAUUUUGUUAUGCAAGUCAAUUCUCCGGUUGCCAAUGGAAAUUCCACUAGAAGGAAGAAAAAUGGCUAUGGCCAUGCAAAGAGGAGGAUGAAUAGCAGGACCAGUAUGGCUCAAAGAGAGGAAAUUAUUAGGAGGACAGUUUAUGUUUGUGAUAUUGAUCAGCAGGUUACUGAGGAACAACUUGCAGCUCUAUUUAUCACUUGUGGGCAGGUUGUCGACUGUCGUGUCUGUGGUGAUCCUAAUUCUGUUCUCCGCUUUGCCUUUGUAGAGUUUAUGGAUGAGGAAGGUGCAAGGAACGCUUUGGGUCUCGCAGGAACUAUGCUUGGUUUUUAUCCGGUCAGGGUUUUGCCUUCAAAAACUGCAAUUGCACCUGUUAAUCCAACAUUUUUACCACGCUCUGAGGAUGAAAGGGAGAUGUGUUCAAGAACCAUCUACUGUACAAAUAUCGAUAAGAAGGUUACUCAAGCAGAUGUCAAACUCUUUUUCGAGCAUUUUUGUGGAGAGGUUUACCGCUUGAGGCUUCUUGGAGACUAUCAUCAUUCAACUCGUAUUGCUUUUGUAGAGUUUGUAAUGGCUGAGAGUGCUAUUGCAGCACUAAACUGUAGCGGUGCUGUUAUGGGAUCACUGCCGAUUAGGGUAAGCCCAUCAAAGACUCCAGUCCGACCACGUGCUCCACGCCCGACCAUGCAGUGAGACUGCCUGGCAUCUCCACUUAGCGAUAUCAGCUGAUAUAUAUCUACUUAUACAUACCUAGAUACGGAGUUAACUUUAAGGUAUUGCGGUCCUCUACAAUCUGGAGCCUGGCAAAUUCCAUCUAGGGGUUGUUUAUGGAAGGCACCGUCGAUGUGGAGUUUGGAUGGGAUCUGAAGGCUUUAGUCGGUUUAUUUAAUGUUGCAUGUUAAGUUGAAUUCUGUUGGCAUUGGCCAAACUAGUUGACUUCUAAACAUGAAACCUCUUGAAAGCUUUGUUUUAUGGGAUUCUUCUAUGCCUGUCGCACUUCAGUGGUUAAAGUAUGUGGAAAUGUUCUUCUGAA